Ilex paraguariensis (yerba mate) is the source of this 339-nucleotide messenger RNA. Lineage: Eukaryota; Viridiplantae; Streptophyta; Magnoliopsida; Aquifoliales; Aquifoliaceae. The record is from the annotation of a GenBank genome assembly.
AUGGGACAACGACAAUUAUUUUGCCUGGGUCGAGCAUUGUUGAAGAGGAGGAAGAUAUUAGUGCUGGAUGAAGCUACCGCAUCAAUUGACAAUGCAACAGAUUCAAUCAUCCAAAAAACUAUAAGGACAGAAUUUGCAGACUGCACUGUAAUCACAGUUGCUCACAGAAUACCAACCGUUAUAGACUACACUAUGGUUCUUGCUAUUAGCGAUGGAAGAUUAGUAGAGUAUGACAAGCCAAUGAAGCUACUGAAUAAGGAGGGCUCACUAUUUGGGCAACUUGUGAAGGAGUACUGGUCUCAUUCCAGAAAUGCCAGCGGGCUCUCAGAAGAUUGGUAG